Molecule: messenger RNA, 2480 nt
Organism: Hippocampus zosterae (dwarf seahorse)
Lineage: Eukaryota; Metazoa; Chordata; Actinopteri; Syngnathiformes; Syngnathidae
Product: G-protein coupled receptor 22-like
Exons: 3
Coding region: 926-2233 (435 amino acids)
Biological process (GO): G protein-coupled receptor signaling pathway
Cellular component (GO): membrane
Molecular function (GO): peptide binding; G protein-coupled receptor activity
Source: RefSeq, a predicted model, not a curated record
GUUAAAGCCGUGACGGCAGACCAAUCAGGAGUGGGGGAGCGCCGCAAACCUCCGCAGUAAAAGAGAGAGACGGAGGAAGGGAGGGAGCGAGAGAGAGGGAGAGAGCGGGAGCGUCGCUCUUCGCACUCCAGUCCAGACGGCCGACGGACGACGAGGAGCGUUCGCACGUCGGGCCGCCCGCGUGGAUGAGAGAGCGGCGGAGGAGGAGAAGCCCGCCGCCGACCGACCCCCUCGCCGUCGCCCGUCAGAACGAGCGACGUUGUCAGCGGAGCAUCCCUCGACGUCGACGGCCGGCUCAAGAUGCAGGAUUGAAAAAUGCCACUCUCUCCCAACUCCCCGGGGACGACGAUAAAUUGCGCUCUCGCAAAUGUCUCGGAGGUCGCACGCCACGCCGAUCGGACGCGCCGCUAAUCCGCUGCGCUCACGCCAUCUGCCGUCGGCGAGGGUUCAGGCAUGCGGAGGAGCCGCUUCGGAUACGCCGGCGCGACGUCCCUGCGAUCCCGCGUGCGGAUAGAAGAGGCGGACGGCGAAGGCCCGCUCCGUGAGUGCCCUCGGGGCAGGGCCGUCAUCAUGGGCCGCGGCGAGCGGCCGGACGCGCCGACCUCCUAAGCGCCGAUCGCGGACACGCCGCAGACUGACCGGCGCGCUCUCGCAAUACGAGGCGCAAGGGGUCGCUUUGCUUGAUUGGACGUCUCUCCUGGAACGGUGACAAAACCACGAGCCGCUCCUGAGCGCAGAAGCCCGCGAGCAGCCGGUCCCCUGGAAGUCUCUCAAAGGACCCGAGCGAAAGCCGUCAGGCCUCCGGACGGACGGGCGCGCGCCCGCCCGCUAAGGAAAAGACCGACGAUGUCCGGACGCGACGCUCACUGGCCAGAUUCCACCAGCCCACGACUCGAAUAGUGCCGCAGGCAAGGGCCACCGCGGAAUGCGCAUCGGCGGCAUGGGCAACGUGACGGUGAGCGACGACGAGGAGCCCCUGGGCCGCGCGGCCGGCCCGGCGCCCGCCGGCUACCCGCUGGGCUUGCGGGCGUCGUUGGCGGCCUUCCUCGCGCUGGAGAUCCUCCUGGGCCUGAGCUCCAACCUGACCGUGCUGGCCCUCUACUGCCUCAAGUCCAACCUGAUCAGCUCGGUCAGCAACAUGGUGACCGUCAACCUCCACGUGGCCGACGCGCUGGUGUGCCUCUGCUGCAUCCCCCUCACCGCCACGGCGGUGCUGCUCUCCCCGGGGGGCGAGGCGGCCCCGCUGCGCCGCUUGCACGAGGCCUGCGUGUCCUUCGCCGGCGUGGCCACGGCCGCCAACGUGCUGGCCAUCACGCUGGACCGCUACGACAUCUCGGUCAAGCCCGCCAAGCGCGUGCUGACGGCGCGGCGGGCCCUGGCGCUCAUGGCGGCCGUGUGGCUGCUGUCCUUUGUCAGCUUCCUGGUCCCCUUCGCCGAGGCGGGCUUCUUGGCGCGGGGCCGCGCCCGACUCAACCAGACCUUGGGGGAGCGCCGCGGCGACGGCGGCGACCGCGGCGACCGCUACGACGCGGAACCGGGCCUCUACUACCACCUGCUGGCUCAAAUUCCCAUUUUCUUCUUCACCGCCGCCGUCAUGCUGAUCACCUACUCCAAAAUCCUGCGGGCCCUCAACAUUCGCAUCGGCGCGCGCUUCCACGCCUCGCAGAAGAAGAAGGCGCGGCGGAAAAAGCGCCCGUCGGCCACGGCCAUGACGCCGCAGCGGGAGGCGUCCCAGAGUGGCGGCGGCGAUGGCGAUGGCGGCCGCAACCCCACCGCGCUGGGCAUGCGCGCCUCCGUGUCGGUCAUCAUCGCCUUGCGCCGGGCGGUCAAGCGCCACCGGGAGAGGCGGGAGCGGCAGAGGCGGGUCUUCAGGAUGUCCCUGCUGAUCGUCUCCACCUUCCUGCUGUGCUGGACGCCCAUCACCGUGCUCAACGCGCUCAUCCUCAGCCUGGGCCCCAGCGACCUGAUGCUCAAGUUGAGACUGGGCUUCCUGGUCAUGGCCUACGGCACCACCGUCUUCCACCCGCUGCUCUACGCCUUCGCCAGGCAGAAGUUCCAGAAAGUCCUGAGGAGCAAGAUGAAGAAGAGGGUGGUGUCCAUCAUCGAGGCCGAUCCCGCCCCCGACGACGCCGUUAUCCGCAACUCCUGGAUCCAGCCCGACAGGAACAAAAAGGUGACCUUCGAGGACAAGGACGCCCGGCGGAAACGUCCGCCUCCCGACGAGGCGCGGUGAAAAGGAGGCGCCCGGAGCCAAAGGCGCCACUUCGUGAGGGGAACCGUCCGUCCCAAGCCAGCGCUUUGGAAGUCGCGUGCGCAACGCCGCCCUUGAUGACUAGUAAUGGACGAGUAUUGUAGCUAUUGCGUGGCUUCUCGUCACCUUGUGUCCGUACGCCAUACGUGUGCAACUUAGCCGAGGAAGUAGGCGUCGCGCGGACGGCCGGUAGAUCGCUCGACAUAGAUUGGCCCUCUCCUCACCGAAA